UAGUAAUGUAUAAUGGUAUUGGUGAGGCACAGGUAUAGACCCUGGGGCCAUACCAUACCAAUACCAUUACCAUACUUCCAAAUCCUAAUUAACAUCUCAAAACUAAAUCAAAUCAAAUCAAUUAUAUUAAUCAAGGGUUUGGUUUUUCUUCUCGAAUAUCCUCAAUUCUCAAUCCUCAUCUCUCUGUACUAUCCUCUACUCCAUUAUCCACAACUUCUCACCCUUAAUCGAUCAAUCUCCAUAUCCAUACCUCAGAUCUACGUUGUUUUUAUCACUGCUACUCAUUCGUCGUUUCGAUCUAUCCCUUGCCGUUUCCCUUUAGGGUAAUUUAGAUCCGUUGAUGUUACAUUAGAACCUAACCUGUAGUUCUUCCAAAAGCCUAAGCAACAGAACAAGGAAUCUUCCCAGAUUCUUUUUCUGUGCUCAUUAGCCUUUCAUAGAGAACCGGAAGAAAUUCCUUUUCAGCUCAUCUUAUAUAAUCAAUCUCCGAUCGAUCGCUUUUUCUCAACCUCUUUGCACUGGUCCACGCGCUCGCUUCGGAUAUGGAUUUGGACGAUUUCCGAUCCAUAUUGGACACCUCGGGCGUCGACGUCUGGAUGUUCAUCGACGCUGCAAUCGCCGUCGCCUCCGCGGACUGCGCUGCCGAAUUGAAGCGCCGCCGCGACUCCAUCGUGGAGAGUCUCUACUCCGCCACAGCCGCGCCUCCGCAGUGCCGCAAUUGUGGCGACGGCCACCGCCUCAGGCCCAACGGCCACCAAGUCGCGAAGCAGAACAGCCCUAGCCCUAGCCCCGAACGGCAACCUCAGCGACGCGCCGCCGCCGCUACAGCCAAUUCCCCUGCGACGCCGCAGUCUCUGGAAAACGAUGACGGCGGCGAGGAGUUGGAUCCUUACGGUGGUUUGUUCGACGACGAACAGAAGAAGAUUCUAGAUAUUAAAGAGCAACUCGAAGAGCCUGACCAGUCUGAAGAUUCCUUGGUGGAGUUGCUGCAAAGCCUUGCGGACAUGGAUAUUACAUUCCAAGCUUUGAAGGAAACUGACAUCGGGAGGCACGUGAAUCGGUUACGGAAGCAUCCUUCAAACGACGUUCGUCGAUUGGUGAAGCUGCUUGUCAGGAAGUGGAAGGAAAUUGUGGAUGAGUGGGUGAAGUUGAAUCCACAGGGAGGAAGCAACACUCUGAUGGCUGAUGGAGACUCGCCUGUGCAGAAAACCACCCAAAAUGGGCAUCAUCAUCAGGUUGAGAUUCCUGAUUUUGCAUACUCGCCAAAUCCACACAAUGGGAGUUCAGGUUCUGACCGUAACAACUCUGAAGCAGAACACAAACCGAAGGUGAUUCCGCGCAGUGAAGCUCGGCCAAAACCCACGCCUGCACCGUCAGUUUCAACCCCUGCUUCCGCUUCUCAAAACAGACAAAGGCAGAGCAGUUUUGACGCGGAGAGGCUUGCUUCUGCCAGAAGGCGGCUUCAAGAGAACUACAAAGAGGCUGAAAAUGCCAAAAGGCAAAGAACUAUUCAGGUUAUGGACAUCAAUGAGUUACCAAAGUCAAAACCCAAGAAUGCCUUCUUUGGGAAGAACAAAGGUGGUGGUGGUUCUCAGGGAAGGCACUGGUGAUGAUAGUGAAGCACGUAUCCAUUGUUGGUGGUGCCAUUUUGCGUGUAAAAAAACACAGCCUUGUGGCGGUGCCGGAUAAGUCCCAAAUCCUGUUCAUCAUCCCUGUGGAUUUUUCCUCCGCUCAUAAACUUUUUUUUUUCCUUGUGGUUUUUAUUUAAGUUAAUAAUAACCGAAGAAAAGAACUCCUCAAUA
This is a messenger RNA of Vigna angularis (adzuki bean), 1802 nucleotides long. Its product is annotated as probable mediator of RNA polymerase II transcription subunit 26c. The record is from RefSeq and is a predicted model, not a curated record. Lineage: Eukaryota; Viridiplantae; Streptophyta; Magnoliopsida; Fabales; Fabaceae. The transcript is spliced from 9 exons. Gene Ontology annotation, cellular component: nucleus. Bases 543 to 1610 code for a protein of 355 amino acids.